AUGAGCGUCUUUGCGAGGGGCGGCUUGGGGCCGCUGUGUGCGGCGGCUCGCGCGGUCAUUCCCUGUCUUUGGAGAGGGAAAUACUUCAGCUCCGGGAGAGAGCCGGCGGAAACCCAGGUGACACCAAUGCUGCGGCAUCUUAUAUACAAAAUCAAGGCAACUGGCCCCAUCACUGUGGCUGAGUACAUGAAGGAGGUCUUGACCAACCCUGCCAAGGGAUAUUACGUGUACCGUGACAUGCUAGGAGAAAAAGGAGAUUUCAUUACUUCACCGGAAAUAAGUCAGAUCUUUGGGGAGCUGCUAGGUAUAUGGUUCAUUAGCGAAUGGAUGGCUACUGGAAAAAAUGCAGCUUUCCAACUGGUGGAACUGGGCCCAGGCAGGGGUACCCUCGCAGGAGAUAUUUUGAGGGUGUUCAGUCAGCUUGGAUCUGUGCUGAAAAACUGUGACAUUUCAAUACAUCUGGUAGAGGUGAGCAGAAAAUUGAGUGAGAUUCAAGCAUUAACACUGACUGAAGAGAAGAUCCCACUAGAGCGAAAUGCUGGAUCCCCUGUAUAUAUGAAAGGUGUUACAAAAUCUGGGAUUCCAAUCUCAUGGUACCGAGAUCUGCAUGAUGUUCCAAAAGGACACAGCUUUUAUCUAGCACAUGAAUUUUUUGACGUCCUUCCUGUGCAUAAGUUUCAGAAAACCCCACAAGGAUGGCGAGAAGUAUUCAUUGAUAUCGAUCCACAGGUUUCUGAUAAGCUGCGGUUUGUUUUGGCGCCUUGUGUCACACCAGCAGAAGUCUUCAUACAACGUGAUGAAAUGAGGGACCACGUGGAAGUGUGUCCUGAGGCUGGCAUUAUCAUUCAGGAGCUUUCUCAGCGCAUUGCACUAACCGGAGGGGCUGCACUGAUUGCCGAUUAUGGUCAUGACGGAACGAAGACAGAUACCUUCAGAGGGUUUUGUGGCCACAAGCUCCAUGACGUCCUGACUGCCCCAGGAACAGCGGACCUCACAGCUGAUGUGGACUUCAGUUAUCUGCGCAGAAUGGCAGAGGGAGAAGUAGCUUCUCUGGGGCCAAUAAAACAACAGACAUUUUUAAAAAAUAUGGGCAUUGAUGUCCGGUUGAAGGUUCUUUUAGACAAAUCAGAUGAGCCAGCCAGGCAGCAGUUACUUCAGGGAUAUGAUAUGUUGAUGAAUCCUAAGAAGAUGGGAGAAAGAUUUAACUUUUUUGCCUUGCUACCUCAUCAGAGACUUCAUGGUAGAAGCCAUCCGAUGAAUGCAUGUCAGUCAAAACCCUCUGUGUCACCUGUAGCUGGGUUUGGUGAACUUGCCUGGCGGUGAUCUCAGUGUGGACGUUUUACCCCUAAGUCUGCCUAAGAAAGCAAAAUAAAGGGAACACGUUUCAUAUAUCACAGGUAAAAUAAGUAUUACAAUAUUUUGUCUUUAUAGCCAAUAAAAAUAGCCCAUCUUACAUACAGUACAACUAAAUAUUGAUCUUUUAAGGUUGUGUCUGGCUUUUGGCACAAUUGUGUGCUUUCAGCUUAAUGAAACAAGUUACUGAGAAACUGUCUUUUAAUAAGACUAGUUGCUGUAUUUUUAUUUUAAAAAGUAAACAUGAGGGCGCCUGGGUGGCUCAGUUGGUUAAGCGACUGCCUU
Molecule: messenger RNA, 1638 nt
Organism: Neomonachus schauinslandi (Hawaiian monk seal)
Lineage: Eukaryota; Metazoa; Chordata; Mammalia; Carnivora; Phocidae
Gene: NDUFAF7
Product: NADH:ubiquinone oxidoreductase complex assembly factor 7
Exons: 10
Coding region: 1-1323 (440 amino acids)
Biological process (GO): mitochondrial respiratory chain complex I assembly
Cellular component (GO): mitochondrion
Molecular function (GO): protein-arginine omega-N symmetric methyltransferase activity
Source: RefSeq, a predicted model, not a curated record